AUUAGAUGCACACAAACUUGCCGAAACUCAUUAUCAGUCGAGCUGCGCGGAAAAAUAUUUACGUUCUUUCGUGAAUUGCAGUAUACAUAAACAUUAGAAUUGACAAGCUAACAGCAUCCUAAUAGUGGACCGUUAAUCGCUAUGUCUCAAUCCAAAGGGAACAAAAAAAAUCGUGGACAUCACUGCAAUAAGAAGAUCAACAUUGGUGACAAGGGGAAAGAAAUUGUCGAAAACAUAAACGAAAACAGUUUGAUUGUACAACAAUUUCAAGCUUACUCAGCCGAAUUAGUCGAGAGACACGAUCGGUUUGAGAGGAUUUUAAAAGUUGGUAGAGACAUCACUAUUGAAAGUAAAAGAAUAAUUUGUCUUUUACAUACCAUCGAUAAAAAGAGCAAACAAGAAAGUAUACUACAUGAAGCUGAAUUAAGACUGAAAAAUGUGGCGCAAAAUCUGUUCAGUAUUAUUGCCCUUGAAUUAGAAGAUCAAGAUGCCUAUCAGUAUUUUAGAGCUUAUCGUAGUGGUCUGGAAGAAUACAUAGAAGCUGUUACAUUUUAUCAAUAUUUGCAGUGUGCUAGCAUGGAAAAUUGGUUAGAACUGGACAAAAAUCUUACGUACACAAUUACAGAUAAAUCCAAAGACAGAACUAUACGUGCUUUAAUCACUCCAUAUGAAUUCAUCUUAGCAGUUGCAGAUUUAACUGGAGAGCUCAUGCGUAAAUGUAUUAACAAUUUGGCAACAGGGGACAUAGCAAGUUGUUAUCAAACAUGUAAUUUUGUAAGAAACAUAUAUACAGGUUUCCUUGGUUGUACAAAUGCAUCCAAUAAAGAAAUGAACAGGAAACUUUGUACCCUCAAACAAAGCCUCCACAAAAUGGAAAAUGUUUGUUAUACCAUUAAAGUAAGAGGUUCAGAAAUACCAAAACACAUACUUGUGGACGUAGCUACUGAGGAAUAUGCGGAAAGCGACGAAGGAUAUCAGGCUUAUUAAUCAUCUGUGAACGUAUAAAAAAUUAAUAUAAACAGUGAACUUAAAACUAGCUAUAAAUAUCUAAUAAGUAGUUUUGUUUACCUAACAAAAUCCUUAUGUUUUUUUGUUAAAAUAAAUGAUUUGAAUUUUU
Osmia lignaria (orchard mason bee) is the source of this 1117-nucleotide messenger RNA. It is a transcript of the gene Trax, whose product is annotated as Translin associated factor X. Lineage: Eukaryota; Metazoa; Arthropoda; Insecta; Hymenoptera; Megachilidae. The record is from RefSeq and is a predicted model, not a curated record. Gene Ontology annotation, molecular function: sequence-specific DNA binding.